GCCCUCUUCACGUGAUGGGAUCUCGUGACGCGCGCGCUACCUUUAAAAGGGUCCCCGCGGGGAACUUUUUUGGUUCCGGCUCCGCUGUAGUGAAUUGCUGCUUGGUGCUGCCGCUGCCGCCUCACCACCACCACCCCCCCGGCUCGGACUUAACGCAACGGUGCGCGUGGACGCCUCUCACGGGUCUGGUGCUCUCCACCGCUGGAGGGGAAGGCCGUGGGGAAGGGGUCCCUGGGGACUCGAGUGAGGCCGUGGUUCCUGGGCACCCUGGCGGUCGCCGCAUCAUCGGUGGUACUGUGGCUGUGGUGUCCGCGGACGAUGGCCAUGCUCUGGUUUACUACGCUGAUGGUGCUGGGGACUGCGGAGUAUGCAGCCGCCACUGUGACUGUCAGCGCCCCCGAGGAGGUCGUCCUGACCAACGGAAGCUCCUUGAACGUGACCCUGACACUGAGUGGAGCACUCGCGAGAAGUGUGGUUCUCACGUUCAACAUCACGCAGCACUCUGAGAACGUGACCAUUGUGGAGCUGCCUGACAGCGUGAUGUUGCCUGCACACUCGCGGCUGGUGCCGUUCCUCGUGAAGGCCGUCGCCGUGGGUCAGGUCACCACUCAUCUCCAUGGCAACUCCUCCCAGAUCGCCAGGGUGGACGCCGUGCGGAUUCGCUUCCAGGUGAUCCGCAGUGAGGCUCUGCGCCUCCUUGACGUUGUGAUUGGCUGGCUCUACUUCGUGGCGUGGUCCAUCUCCUUCUACCCACAGAUCCUGGAGAAUUACCGGCGCAAGAGCGUCGUUGGACUCAACUUUGACUUCCUGGCACUGAAUCUCACGGGCUUCGUGGCGUACAGCCUCUUCAACAUCGGCAUGCUGUGGAUUCCCACUGUCAAGGAGGAGUACCUGGUGCAGUACCCGGACGGAGUGAACCCCGUGAGCCUCAAUGACGCGGGGUUCAGUCUCCAUGCCAUCUUCGCGUGCCUCGUUGUCAUCACGCAGUGCGUCAUCUACGAGCGUGGAGGCCAGCACGUGUCGGUGCCAGCCUGGGUGCUGCAGGCCGCCGCGUGGCUCUUCGCGCUCGCCUACCUCAUCUCGGCGGCCGUGCACGCCGUCUCCUGGCUGCAGUUCCUCAACGGCUUCUCCUACAUCAAGCUCGUCAUCACGCUCGUCAAGUACAUGCCCCAGGCGUACAUGAACUACCAGCGCAAGAGCACGGAGGGCUGGAGCAUCGGCAACGUGCUGCUCGAUCUGACGGGCGGCACGCUCAGCCUCGCGCAGAUGUUCAUCAGGUCCUACAACAACGACGAGUGGACUCUGAUCUUCGGCGACUUCACCAAGUUCGGCCUGGGCCUGUUCUCCGUGCUCUUUGACUUGCUGUUCAUCGUGCAGCACUACUGCCUGUACCGGCGUCAGCCUGGCUACCGGCUCAUUCACAGCGACACGCCCGACGACAACAGCUACCCCAAGUGACGGCCGCUCGCUCAACUCGCUUGCUCGGCCGGCCGGUCAGCCGGCCAGCCAGCCACUUCUGCUCACCCGCCAUGAGCCCUGUUACGUCGAUUUUAAAGAGGGGACAUGCACCAACUCACAAUGGG
This is a messenger RNA of Petromyzon marinus (sea lamprey), 1583 nucleotides long. It is a transcript of the gene CTNS, whose product is annotated as cystinosin, lysosomal cystine transporter. Gene Ontology annotation, cellular component: lysosomal membrane. NCBI's taxonomy places the organism in Eukaryota, Metazoa, Chordata, Hyperoartia, Petromyzontiformes, Petromyzontidae. Gene Ontology annotation, molecular function: L-cystine transmembrane transporter activity. Gene Ontology annotation, biological process: L-cystine transport. The record is from RefSeq and is a predicted model, not a curated record.